This is a messenger RNA of Megalops cyprinoides (Indo-Pacific tarpon), 4219 nucleotides long. It is a transcript of the gene klhl3, whose product is annotated as kelch-like family member 3. Lineage: Eukaryota; Metazoa; Chordata; Actinopteri; Elopiformes; Megalopidae. The transcript has 15 exons. Gene Ontology annotation, molecular function: protein binding. The record is from RefSeq and is a predicted model, not a curated record. The coding region runs from base 299 to 2068 and encodes 589 amino acids.
UGGCGAAGGAAAAGGGUGGGUUUGAGGCAAGGAGUGCUGGGAAAGGCAGCUUCCUUUCCCACAAACCAGAAUCUGGGCAGUUGCGCUGUGUUUGCAUAGACUAAAGCUUCGGGGCGAAAACGUUUUUAAUUGUAAAAUAGGCAGGUCCGUGAGGAGUGUGACAUUUGGUGUUACCUACCUGGCAGACUAGCUCGAUUCACAGCCAAUCACUUAAUGGACGCGUGAGAAGAGCAGAAGAUUGUGCAGGGAAACACGGGCCCGCGGCCAGAGGUGGAACUCAUGCAGUAGAGACGGAACCAUGGAAUAUGCAGGGAGCAGAAAGUCCAGCCCCCAGCCACCUUUGGAUCCAGGAGAGAGUGAUGAGAGGGAUUCUGGGAUGCCCACUUUUAACCAAACCCACAUGAAGAAUGCGUUCCGUCUAAUGAAUGACCUGAGGAGUAAGAAGAUGCUUUGUGAUGUGCUGCUGGUGGCGGAGGAUGUUGAGGUUCCUGCUCACAAGGUGGUGUUGGCCUCUUGCAGCCCCUACUUCUGUGCCAUGUUUACAGGGGACAUGAGUGAGAGCAAAGCCCAGCGCGUAGAGAUCAGAGACGUGGAUGGCCAGACGCUACGGAAGCUGGUGGACUACAUCUACACAGCCGAGAUCGAGGUGACGGAGGACAACGUACAGGUGCUGCUGCCGGCUGCCAGUCUCCUGCAGCUGAUGGACGUGCGCCAGGCGUGCUGCGACUUCCUGCAGACGCAGCUCCACCCGACCAACUGCCUGGGCAUCCGCGCCUUCGCCGACCUGCACACCUGCACGCAGCUGCUCAGCCAAGCCCACGCCUACGCAGAACAGCACUUCUCAGAGGUGAUGCUGGGGGAGGAGUUCAUGGGCCUGUCCCUGCAGCAGGUGUGCAGCCUCAUCUCCAGCGACAAGCUCACGGUGUCCACCGAGGAGAAGGUGUUUGAGGCCAUGAUUUCGUGGAUAAAGCACGAUAAAGAAGCGCGUCUGGAGCACAUGCCAAAGCUGAUGGAGCACGUCCGGCUGCCCCUGCUUUCCAGGGAUUACCUGGUUCAGAUAGUGGAAGAGGAGGCGCUGAUCAAGAACAACAACACCUGCAAGGACUUUCUCAUCGAGGCCAUGAAGUACCACCUGCUGCCUGCGGACCAGCGGCACCUCAUAAAGACAGACAGGACGCGCCCACGCACACCCGUCAGCCUGCCCAAGGUGAUGAUUGUGGUGGGAGGACAGGCUCCUAAGGCCAUCCGCAGUGUGGAGUGCUAUGACUUCCAGGAGGACCGCUGGUACCAGGUGGCUGACCUGCCCUCGCGACGCUGCCGCGCAGGCGUGGUGUACAUGGCGGGGCGGGUCUACGCCGUGGGCGGGUUUAACGGCUCCCUGCGGGUGCGGACGGUGGACGUGUACGACGGGGUGCGGGACCAGUGGAGCUCCAUCCCCAGCAUGCAGGAGCGGCGCAGCACCCUGGGGGCGGCCGUGCUGGGAGACUUCCUGUACGCGGUGGGCGGGUUCGACGGCAGCACAGGCCUGUCCUCGGUGGAGGCCUACAACUACAAGACCAAUGAAUGGGUCUUUGUGGCCCCCAUGAACACACGGCGCAGCAGUGUGGGGGUCGGGGUGGUGGACGGGAAGCUGUACGCAGUGGGUGGAUAUGACGGGGCGUCCCGGCAGUGCCUCAGCACAGUGGAGGAGUACAACCCAGUCAGUAACCAGUGGGGCUACGUGGCCGACAUGAGCACCAGACGCAGUGGAGCAGGCGUUGGCGUGCUGAGUGGGCAGCUGUAUGCAGCAGGGGGGCAUGACGGCCCCCUGGUCAGGAAGAGCGUGGAGGUGUAUGACCCCCCGACUAACACCUGGAGGCAGGUGUCUGACAUGAACAUGUGCCGGAGGAACGCAGGUGUGUGUGCGAUUAACGGGCUGCUGUACGUGAUUGGUGGGGACGACGGCUCCUGCAACCUCUCGUCGGUGGAGUACUAUGACCCCUCCACAGACAAGUGGAGCCUUAUUCCCACCAACAUGAGCAAUGGGCGGAGCUAUGCGGGAGUAUCAGUCAUUGACAAGCCGUUAUGACUACACGCCCCAGGCAGCAGGGACCCAAGGCCACCCCAGAAUAGAGACUACGAAGGAAGCACAGAUGUCUAACUGGGCGUCAGCUUACAGCACCACACGGGCACUGUGGAAGACACCCGUGAAGGGGGCCUGAUUCAGCACGGGCCAGAGCUGAUGCAACGGUCAGCCAACAGAAACAGAAUGGAAGGGUGGAUCGCCUGGGCCAGGCUGACCUCAGCCUGAUAACAAAGCUGCCUGGUACAGAACUCAACAGUCACUGCCAAAAGACAGGGCGGAGAGUCAGGGGGGCCCUUUCUCUCCUCAGUACUGAUGUCAUUACGCAGCAGCGGUGUUAUGGUGCUGUGCUUCCCUGAGCACUUCAUAACUGAACAAAGAACAUGGAUAAACUGGAGCGGACCAGUACGCUGUAGUAGUUUUAAAAAAAUUAACUUAAGCUAAGCACACAAGGCUUGAUGGACCUGGAAACAAGACUGCAGCCUGCAGGAUCUGGAGUCAAACUGUGCCAACGGAGAUCAGCCCAGCUGGAGGGCUGUCUCUCUCUACCGCCACACUACUGAUCUGAAACGCACUGAAUCGUCUGUCCUCUGUAUUUCAACUCCUGAAGUGAAAGAACAGCGGAGCAGAACCACGGCUGUGGCACCCAGGCUUUCUGGCCUGUCUGUUGAGGCAGCCACAGCAUCGUCGGAGGACCAACCCAGACCAUCAUGCAAAGGGAUCCAGAGGAACUCGGGAGCCCUCCUAAUACUCAUGUACUUACAAAGGAUUGAAUUUGCUCGGUCAGGAGAUCACGCCUGGUGUUACACCAUGGUGACCCUGACUGCACAUUGCAGUCCGGUGUAUCCGCACUGUUUCAUACUCGACUCAAGGUCACAAGGACGAGCUUUCCAAGACAUGUUUACUCAGCCAUCAUCUCUGAAGGAGGGAACAGAACUACCGCCUCCAUGCAGCACUUUUCCAAAUCAUGCUUCUCCACACCAUGCUUAAUUUAAAGUUUCCAAUAUGUCGCUGGCAGUUUAUUCUGAUUUGACAGUAAUGUACCUCAUUAAAAUCCUGUGGUGCUCACCCAGGGUUUGUGAAGAGAAGGGUUGAUGCGUGCUUCCAAAGGAAUGGUUCCCAUUCACGGUGCAGGUGCCGUCUCUAGGUUUUUUAAAAAAGGCGUUGAUCUUCCUUUUGGGCAGCCAUUAGGUGAUAAUUUGGUUUAUGUUACGAAACCGGGGGUGACUUUAUCGUGAGGAUGGCUUUAAGUUAAUGAUAAGCUUAAGUUAUUUGAGUUUACAUAACAGUGGCAGGAUAUUUGAGUUGCACAAGUUCAGUCUGAGUGUUUUAGUUUGACCUUGUUAACCCAGCAAUGCACAGAUGCAGUGUUGCUGCACGCUUUUAGUUUGCCGUUGCUCUUUUACGCUCCAUGGCCAGUGACAUUUCGAAAUGAGCGCUUUCUUGACCCAAGUUUUGUCCGUUCUAAUUUUCUGAUCAUUGCUUCACAGUUCCACGUGCUAAAAAUUUAACUUACUCUCUGGAAAAAGACUGUUGAUUCUAAAAACGCAGAAGCCAUCAGCAUCAAUACAGAAUCCGUAUGCAUUGUAAGUAACAUUGCACCAAAACAAAAGCUGCUGAUGGACAUUUGUUCCAUGUACUCUGCAUUCAUAAAUCAAAGGUUUAUUGAACUUCCAGCUGGAGAUCAAACCUCAUGUAAUCCACCUUCUUCCACUUAACUGCUGUUCUGUUACAGUGCGAGUCUGUGGAAACAAACAUAUGAUGUUAGGCAAAGCCUGGAGUCAUGAAGACGCCUUUUUUAAAUGGCCCCCAGGCUGCAUCUCAGUGGAUAGUCAUAGCAGGAAUUUUCAAGGCUUCUCACUGCCCUGAUGCUCCUCCUCCAGCCUCUCGCCUCUGUCCUGGGCUGCAGUGGUGGAAUGUGGACCUGGAGUCCCGGACGUUUUCAUACCUGAAAACUCGCUCAGUGUUUCUUUGCUGAGAAAACCUCAACCCUUUCUGAAGACCUUUCCUCUUUUUACUCUCAUCGGCCCUUUAUUUACAAGCAGGGAGGCAUUGCAGGGUAUUGUGGCCUUUAAUAAAUAAUGGACAACCUUCCUAUUCUGAACAGAAUAUUAGAACAAUGAUGCAACAAGGACCUUGUGACCCAACAGGUGAAGA